AUGCGGGCGGUGUACGGCUCCUUCGAGCCACGGCUCGUCCUCCUCCUGCGGCGGCCAGCCGAGCGGAUGCACGCCGCCUUUUACAACUACGUCCACUACCGCAGGAGGUACGCAGAGCUCGGCUCUGACUCGGCAGGCGAGCUGGCGUGGGCCAACGAGUCGGUCUCCGCCUUUGAGCGCUGCACGGCCCGCUUCGGUGCCGAGGACUGCGCGCUGUGCUUCGAGUCGCUCACGCGCGAGAACGAGGAGACCUUUUACCACGCGGACCAGCUGAUCAAAGGGCUGUACGCCCUGUUCCUGCCGCACUGGCGGAGGGAGUUCGCGCACCUGCUGCCGCUCCGCUCCGAGGAGUACUUUGCCUCGCCGCGAGCCGUCCUCGGGCGGGUGCUCCCCUUCCUGGGGCUACCGCUGCCCGCUAGCGAGCGAGAGUGGGGGCCACUGCUGGACGGGCCACGCGUGCUUCACGGCACCCGGCCGGGCGGCGGCAAGCCUCCCCUCCCGGCCGCCGUCGCGCAACUACUCCACCGCUUCUACCUCCCCUUCCAGCUCGCCCUGGUCGAGCAGCUGCGGGCCCACUGCGACGCGGCCGAGCUCGUCGAGUGGAGGUCGUGGGCGAUGGGGACCGCCGUGAGGGCGGCCGGCGUCGAUCGCGCUCGUGGCGCCGAGCCGUCGGAUGUCGAGCUGCUCUGA
Emiliania huxleyi CCMP1516 is the source of this 690-nucleotide messenger RNA. RefSeq lists its product as hypothetical. Lineage: Eukaryota; Haptophyta; Isochrysidales; Noelaerhabdaceae. Gene Ontology annotation, molecular function: N-acetylgalactosamine 4-sulfate 6-O-sulfotransferase activity. The record is from RefSeq and is a predicted model, not a curated record. The coding region runs from base 1 to 690 and encodes 229 amino acids. Gene Ontology annotation, biological process: hexose biosynthetic process. The transcript has a single exon.